Molecule: messenger RNA, 2727 nt
Organism: Kazachstania africana CBS 2517
Lineage: Eukaryota; Fungi; Ascomycota; Saccharomycetes; Saccharomycetales; Saccharomycetaceae
Gene: OSH3
Product: oxysterol-binding protein related protein OSH3
Exons: 1
Coding region: 1-2727 (908 amino acids)
Biological process (GO): exocytosis; ER to Golgi ceramide transport; piecemeal microautophagy of the nucleus
Cellular component (GO): perinuclear endoplasmic reticulum; intracellular membrane-bounded organelle; cytosol
Molecular function (GO): sterol binding
Source: RefSeq, a predicted model, not a curated record
AUGGAAACAAUAGAUAUACAAAGUAGAUCCUUCGUUGUUCGAUGGGUGAGGUGCUCUCAUGGUGACACCAUCAACUAUCAGAUUAAACCUUUGAAGAAAUCAAUUCAUUUAGGUAUUUACAAGCGAUUGAAAACGAGCGUUGAUGAUCAAUCAUUUGCAGUGCACAUUGCCCCAGAUACUAGAGCUGCAUUAGAUUACGCCAAUAAGACUCUUACAAAAAGAAACAAUUCUAUCAGUGCUCACGAAGCCUCACACUCCUCGAGCUCCUUGUCGAUAAGCCAUAUUCAGCAACAAUCUCGAGAGAUUCCAUUAAAAGAUCGACUUUCUGCAUCAGGAUUUACUCUCGUAAAAUCAAUGGGACAAAUCCAUGGUAACAACCUGAUAGAAGGUGCAUUGGAUGUGGAAGAUACGGACUACUAUUAUGCAUUCAUUCUUGAUAAUACUUCUUCUAAAAAUGUCAAGAAAAAAGUUCUGUUCAAUGCAAGCAUAGUACAUGGCGAUGAUCAAUCAAUCAUAAGCACCCGUUCAGCACCAUCCUCCGUGAUUCCUUCAUUCGCGAGAGGAUUUUCUGAAAAGGACAAUGUUCUUAUGGUAGGUAAAGGAAGGUACAUUCAAGGCUAUUUAUUGAAGAAAAGAAGAAAAAAAUUACAAGGUUUCAAAAGAAGAUUUUUCACCUUAGAUUUUAGAUAUGGUACGCUAUCUUACUAUCUAAAUGACCAUAAUCAGACUCGUCGUGGUGAAAUAGUUAUCAGUUUGUCUACAGUAAGUGCGAACAAAAAAGAUAGAUUAAUAAUAAUUGAUUCAGGAAUGGAAAUCUGGGCUUUGAAAACUAAAGACCAAAAGAGCUGGCAAACGUGGGUCACUGCACUACAGUCAUGUUUUGAUAAUGAAAACAAAUCAGAACAUUCCGAAGAGGAAGAAUUGGAAGGGAAAGAGGAAAACAAAGUUGAUACACGCAUUGAUUCAAUGCGGAACAAAAAACAAAGAGAUUCAUACAUCCCACUGCCCUUGGAGGCGUUUGACACUUUUGAUGCUAAUCUAAAACUGAUUCAGCAAAGACUAGAACAAUGCAAGAAUGACUCCCUAGAAUAUUCUGGGCCAAAAGAUUCGAAAUCUUAUAACGUAUUCAGGUCUUCAUCCUCUUCCUCAGUAUCUGCAUCUAGAAAAAAAAUUGGUCUCUCUGCCGCUUCUCCAAUGGAUUCAAAUGAAUCCUUGUCUUCACCAACAGAAUCUAAUUUCUUGGAGGAUACCAAAGAGCACGAUCUCUUUAGAAAAUUGGCUGAACUAGAAGCAUUGUUCGGAGAUUUUGUUAAGCAAAGUAAAAUACUACUUAAUGAUCGAAAAAAUAUGGUUAAACAACUUAGAGAGUAUCCAAAUUCUCUUGCAUCAAUAUAUAGUGGAAACGAAGAGUUUUUUGAUGCCGAAGAAGACAUAAAAGCAGGUGUUAUCAUGCUGGAGGACGAUGAUGAAACUACCGAGGCAAUGUAUUUAGAAGAACAGCUUUCAGAUAUCGAUGCUCCUCACACUUUACACUCUUUAUCAGACGCAAUCAGCAGUGGGGAUACAAUUCCAAAAAUGCAAGAUUUAUAUCCUCUCCCAUAUCCAAAAAAGGUCACUCGUCGUGAUGAUGUGCCAAAGGCUGAAACCUCACCCCCAAGUCUUCUCUCAUUUUUAAGAAAGAACGUAGGGAAAGAUUUAAGCUCCAUUGCUAUGCCAGUAACUUCAAAUGAACCAAUUUCGAUUUUACAAACCAUUUCUGAAACUUUUGAAUACGCGAGUUUACUACCGCAAUUGGCUGACCCAAAUAUUAGUGUGCCACCACUGGCCGUGGUUUCAGCUUUUGCAGUGUCCUUUUUAUCCGUCUACAGAGACAAGACAAGAGCACUUAGAAAACCUUUCAAUCCACUUUUGGGGGAGACUUUCGAGUUGGUGCGUGAAGAUAUGGGCUUCAGAUUGAUAUCAGAAAAGGUAUGCCAUAAACCACAAAUUUUUGCCUUUUAUGCUGAACAUGAUGACUGGGAAUGUAACUACACUUUGUCUCCUGUCCAAAAGUACUGGGGUAAAUCGGUAGAAAUUAACAACGAGGGGACUCUAGAACUGAAAUCAAAAAAGACUGGUGAAUAUUUUGAAUGGACUCAACCAACUACAAUGUUGAAAAAUAUUCUUGCUGGUGAGAGAUACCUUGAGCCAGUCAAUGAAUUUGAAGUUAUUUCCUCCAAAAGUGGUAAAGCCACAAUAGUGUUCGAAAAGACUGGCAUGUUUGGUGGUAGAUCAGAAAAUGUAAACGUGGUCAUUACCUCUACUGAUAAGGGUAACAAGAAAUAUAGAUUUAGCGGUAAAUGGACAGAAAACCUGAAGGAUGGCAACAAUAGAACUCUUUGGGAAGUGGGUAAAUUAGUAAAGAACUCAAAAUCAAAAUAUGGUUUCACAACUUUUGCUGCAAACCUAAACGAAAUGACUGAAAUUGAAGAGGGCAGGGUUGCACCUAACGAUUCAAGAUUGAGACCUGAUAUUAGAGCCUAUGAACAAGGUAAAAUUUCCGAAGCAGAACGCUUGAAACUGCAUUUGGAACAAAAACAACGUGAUAGACGCAUGAAGGGACACGAUGUUACACCACAGUUUUUUGAAAAGACAUCUGCAAACAAAUGGAAAUACCGUCAAGGACCGCAAAGUUACUGGGAAAGAAGAAAACGUCAAGAUUGGUCAGGCAUCACACCAUUAUGGUAG